Lolium perenne is the source of this 2327-nucleotide messenger RNA. The record is from RefSeq and is a predicted model, not a curated record. NCBI's taxonomy places the organism in Eukaryota, Viridiplantae, Streptophyta, Magnoliopsida, Poales, Poaceae.
AUGGACCCAGUCGCCUCUUUCCUUCGCCCUUGUCACGCAGCACAGCAAGAGAGCGACAGCACUCACCUUCCCCGCGUGAGCAACCUCCCUUGCCUUGCUUUAUCUGGACCACACUCGCAGCUCUCGUGUCCAACCACUCCGCCUCGCCCUGCUUUUCCUUCCUUCUUUCUCUCCAAGCCACGGACGGGAGAGAAAAACUCCAAUGAUAUCGGCGCUCAGUUCCCCGUCGAUCUGUCAACUCCGGUCGCCCCUCGUCGUCUUGAGAGCACCACCAGAACCCCCUCGUUCCCCUCCAUCUCUGGGUGCAAAAAAUCGAGCCAGGGAGCCCGUAUAUCGACGCCACAGACCUCGUUUCUCUGCCACGGCCACCGCGCUCCGGCGAAAUUGGCGACGCCGUUCGACCUCCCCACCUUCUCCGUCUCGUUUCUCGGCGUCCUGAUCCUCAUCGCCGACCAUCUACUGGUGGUCGUCCGCCCCAAGCGCGUCCAGCUUCUGGUUCGUCUAGUCGAGGCGCGUCUUCCUACGUGUCUAGCGCGCCCUCGCGCGCACCAUCUUCUCGAGGCCGUCAACGACCUGCCUGUCUGUGCGUGGCCUGCGCCUCUUCCGCACGUGCGCGCCCGUCGCCGGCCUUCUCCGGUCGCACCACGACGUCGGCCUCUACAUCAACACCGGCAGCCGCUCGUGAAGGCCAGCUCGCCAAGAUCUCCACCUGCACGUCGUCGUCUACCCCGGCCACCUUCUCCUUCCUCGUCGCCGGCAGCAUCCUCCGUCGCCUCCACCUCGUCGACGACCUCCUGGCAUUUGCUUCUUCCCGGAUAGGAUCGCGAAGUGGUGUUGUGAGAUACGACAAGUUCUUCUGCAGCUUUUCACAGGCGAGCCCACCCCUUCACCUAUUUUACAUUUACAUGCUCUUUUGAUCUAUUGCUAUCCCUAUGUUGCGAUUCUGUUGUGUCACGUGUCCUAUCCACCUGUUACCUAUAUGUCCGAGAUACACCUCCUCGCUCUACCUAUUGUUUGUUGUUUGCCAGCUUUGCGAGUCGUAGGCGAGUUUAGGGUCUUGUUGAUAUCUCGAGAUGUUCGGGAUAUGUUGGGUUGUUGGGAGGUUUUCACAUGCUAUAUCAGUUGUUGGAGAUACACAUGCUUUACUUAAUUGUUAACAACUAAAAUUGUAAGCAGAGGCAUCUGUGAGCCCCUUUGCGAAAGCAUCGGAACUUUGACUUGCUAAUGUCCCCUAGGACCCGAGUUCUUGUUAUCUGUUCCGAGAUUGAGCGCUCUACCCGUACGUGGGGGAGUGGGACCCCCAUCACCCACUACCUUUCCUCGAGUCUGUUUAUUGGGAGCCACAACCUUGGUUUUAUUUGCUCAUAUGCACGAUAUGCACGAUUUACUUCUUGUUGCCUUCGGGUGUUUAUAUUCUGUACUGUACUCAUAUUGCGUGCCGACUUAUCCUUGACCGGUCGUUAGUGCCCGCCUUGGACGCCAUCGCAACCUCUGGGUCCGUAUCGGAGUACGGCCGGACUUCAUCACGGGUAGCUUAGUUGGGUGGCUCCCAUUAAACUUUCUCUUGCAUUGGGAACGGUCUUGAUGUGAGACUCCACCUGUAGUAAGUGGGUUCGAGCAUGCGUAUGGUUACAUUUGGGCAACCCCUGCAGGGUGUACAUCUUAUCGAUAAGCCGUGUCCGCGGUUAUGGACGACUUGGAAUUGUAUAGCUUGAUCAUAGAACAACUUACACCUUAUUUCCGUUGCUAAUAAUUUGCUAAUAAAACUUUUUCAAAAAGUGUGUGUGUACCUUUGACCAGUACCUCUUUGCGAAGGGGGAUCGCAUCGGCUGUGUUAUGUUUGCAGAGUAUAGAACUGUUACCUUGUGCGCUCUCUUAUCUUCUCUGAGUAGAUGGAUGUUGUAGCGUGUCUCUAUUGGAUAGUAGCUUUGCUGCCGCUAAACUCCACAUAUAGCCGGGUGAAGUUUAUACCGCCCACCAGCGAGCAUAGCUGGUCUUGUCUCGCAAGUACGUGCCAAUGGUACUUACCCUCGCCUUUCUUUUCUUUUGUCUUCUCCCCUUUUGUCGGCAACCGAUGGCCCGACUUUGACAGGUACAAGAUGACGACGUUAGCAAGGUUACCCUUCCGGCUUGGCCUGGGCAGGGUUAUGGACGCCGCUGGUUAUCUCCAGGACUCUUAGUCCAAUUUUGUAUCUUGUCCGUACUCGGAUGUAUUCGCUCUUCUGUAUGAUUUGGAUCUUUGUAUGUAUAUUUGUAUCUUGACUCGUUGGAGUUGUUGUUGUAUAUAUGUAUCUUGUGGGCUCUAUUGUAAACCUGUUGUAAUGUUA